AUGUCCUACGAGCAUUCAACCCGUCACAUCGGCCCUGCGACGCCAAUUUUACACGCUUGUGCUUAUCAACUGAAUUACCUGUUCUGUCCCUGCAAUCCCAUCACCACCAUCACCAACUGGGAACUUGUUGUUGUGUCCUUUGAACCUCACCAUCGUCAUUACCAUCGCCACCGCCUCUCAUCGCCUUUUGCACACCAAUACGCAGUUGAGGCCUUCAUAUGUGACUCCUUCGGCCGGGAUGCUUGGCUUAAGAUCAUCAAGCAGGCUCACGUGGACUGCAAUUGGGUGUCCUCGUGCCCCUAUCCGGACAAGGUCACGUAUGACCUGGUUAUCACUGGAGCGAGCAUUCUCGGCGUGACGGUGCCGCAGGCUCUAGAGGCGUACGGCCAGUACUUUGUGAAUUAUGUCAUCAAGCAGGGGUACACGCGUCUGCUGCGGAGCCUGGGCAGCAAUAUCGCCGAGUUCUUGGCGAAUUUGAACAACCUGCAUCUGCACCUGACCAUGGGGUUCCCCUCUAUGGUGGCCCCCGCAUUCCGGGUGGAGCAGGUCACGAGCACGUGUCUGCUGCUGCACUACCACUCCAUCCGCCCCGCGCUGUGGCCCAUUGUGAGCGGGGUGCUGAAGGGCGCCUCCAAGUUCCUGUUCGACCAUGGGGUGGAGUUGGAGCUGGUGGCCAGCAGGGAUGCGGGCGACUGCGACCACGAGAUUUUCCGGGUGACGUACCCACACCAGGAGUCGCUCGCACAUUGGGACAAUCACGGUGCCGCGCUGGCGUCGUCGUACAGCAUGACUAAGGAGUUUUUCUACGAGAUGUUUCCCUUCCACAUCAUCCUUGACCGCGACUGCCGCGUUGUGCAGUGCGGCCGCGUUAUGGCGCGCCUGUUUGGCAAGACACUGACCCGUGGGUCGCCUGUGUCCGAUACCUUCAAGCUGCGCCAUCCGUACAUUCCUUUCGAGUACGACAAGAUGGUUCUCGAGAGCAGCUCCCUGUACCUGCUGAAGUCGCUGGAGACGGGCCUGGAGUUCAAGGGGCAGAUGGUGCAGUCGAGCAUGCCGGACGGCCUGCCGGUGUUGUUGUUCCUGGGCUCCCCCCGGGUGGCUAACCUGGAGGAAAUGUCCGUACACGGCAUCUUCCUUUCGGACAUUCCGCUGCACGACAUGAGCAGGGACUUCGUACUACUGGCAGAGCAGCGCCAGGCAAGUUUGCUGGGGUUGCUUAGUUUUUUGGAGUUGGGCUUGUUCUGUGCAGGGCUCUUGUAUUGCUUCAUUCGAGUUUGGGGAUUUAGGGCCGAGGCUGACCUGAAGGAGCGUUUCGAGAAGAUGGCUGUGGAGCUGCGUGUCGCUAACGAGCGCCUGGAGCAGGCUACCCGCUGGCUGGAUGAGGAGCGGCAGCGCAGCGACGCGCUGCUGUACCGCAUGUUGCCCGCGGAUAUCGCGACGGAUCUGCGUGAGGGAAAGAAGGUGGAGGCCAUAUCCUACCCCGAAGUCACGAUCCUGUUUAGCGACAUGGUCGGCUUCACGACCACCUCGGCCAAGUCCACGCCUGAGGAGGUUUACAACAUGCUCAACGAGAUGUACGACAAGUUCGACGAGCUGGUUGACGAAUUUCCCGACGUCUACAAACUGGAAACCAUUGGAGAUGCGUACUUUUUAGUGUGUAAUAUGACCACCCAUUGUGAAAAACACGUGGACGUCGUCAUCGACUUUGCCGUACACAUGCAGGCGCUGGCGAGGAAGGUGAAGAACGCGCAGGGCGAGCCCGUUCAGAUCCGGAUCGGGAUUCACACGGGGCCUGUGGUGGGGGGCGUGCUCGGCGCCAAGACGCCCCGCUUCUCCAUCUACGGCGAUACCGUCAACGUGGCCUCCCGCAUGGAAAGCCACGGCCUGCCGGGGAAAAUCCACAUUAGUGAGGCAGCCUACAACAGAAUUGUGGACAAGGACAAGUACGCGGUUCGGGAGCGGGGCAAUAUCGCGGUGAAAGGAAGAGGCAACAUGACGACGUAUCUCAUCGGUGGCACCAAUGACGACUGGCUGCUGCGGCACACUUCCCUGGAUUUGCAAGUGGAUGGGGUGUCAGGUCACCUUCGAGAUGGUUCCUUUAUUGUUACCGCGUCCGGGAGGUCAGCGGAGAGUUUGGCUCCCAGUCGUACGGGCGGGAUGGAGGCGAUCAAGGAGGGCGAUGAGGACCGUAGCUCCCGAAACAACGGUGACGUCACCAUGCCAGGGAGUAACGCCAGCAUCACCAACAGCACCAGCAAUAAUCGCGACGUCAGCAUCCGCUACGGCGGCGGCGCCACUGGCGCCGCCGCCUGCCAGUCGGGCGUCUCACACCACAACAGCAGUAGCGGCCAGAUGCUGCAGCUGAUAUCCGCGGCGAGGGGCUCCACCGAAGGCGGCCUUGUCGCUGGCGGCAUUGAUGCGUUUAUCAGCCCGCAGGCUGCCGCCGCCGCCACCGCAGCCGUAGCAAUGGGCGGCGCCGCCAUCGGCGGCGGCGGCGGUAGCGGCGCCGGAUCCUUCCGGGAUGGCCCCUCCGGGCUGGUGCGCGAUGGCUCCCUGCGCGAGGGGUUGCCGCCUUCGGGAGGCCAUGCGGUGGGUGUGAACCGCGACACGUCCUUCCGCGCCGUCUAUGCACGCGGCGCCGGCCGGCCAGGUACGAGCAGUGCCAAUCCGCUGGCGGCAGCGACUCGUAGCGGAGCGAUGGCUGGAUCGUCGUUGAACAGCUUGAUGGCGACGGGCAGCGUUGGUGGCGCCGCCGCCGCCAACCAGAGCACUGACGGCGAGCACGGUCUGCCAUCGGAAAGCCACGGGGUAUUGGUCGAUUUCAAUUCACGUGCCGCAGGUGGUAAUGGUGGCAGCGGUGGCGGGGGAAACGGAAACAACUCCCCUCACCACCCCGUUGAGCUGUCGCCUCUGUCGCGUCCGGAGCUUUCCGGCGGUUCCGGAGCCGUACUGAUGCAUCGUACGGGGAUCGUACUGGCCCGCAGCGCCACGGCUAAGACCCCGCCUGUGGUGUCGACAAGCUUAUCGGGGAUGCCACCGACGGUGGCAUAUAGCCGUUCAGUUUGUACCAUGCUGAUGAGGAGGAUAAUGAAACCCUAA
Molecule: messenger RNA, 3099 nt
Organism: Volvox carteri f. nagariensis
Lineage: Eukaryota; Viridiplantae; Chlorophyta; Chlorophyceae; Chlamydomonadales; Volvocaceae
Gene: cyc5
Product: guanylyl and adenylyl cyclase family member
Exons: 15
Coding region: 1-3099 (1032 amino acids)
Biological process (GO): response to oxygen levels; cGMP biosynthetic process
Cellular component (GO): guanylate cyclase complex, soluble
Molecular function (GO): heme binding; guanylate cyclase activity
Source: RefSeq, a predicted model, not a curated record